AUGGGCUCCUGCUUCUCUUCCUGUCGUCGGCGCGUGCGACGCUCCGAACGUGAACCGCUCCUUCCCAAGAACCCCGACAAUCCCUCGUCCGACAUCCUUCCGCCUCCUCGGUCCCAUCUGCAGCAGCUCGGGGAUGUCCUCGCCGCCCUCAGCGCUGGCAAAAUGCCGUCCCAAGAGCAGAUCGACCAAGCGCUCCGCGCGCUCCUCAACACCGACCUGUUGAACGCCCAUGCUGGAAAGGCCGUCGCUGCAAGCGGAACCGCGUAUGGAAGCCUCGCAAGUGCGGCGGGGGGACUGAGCCCCCAUGGCAAGCUGCUGCUGGAUGAUGCCAAUGACAUCGUACAAGCGCUGCUGUCACUCGGCAUGCAGAAGAACGCGGAUGACAAGAUCCAGGACCUGCUCUAUCAAGCACGCAGGAUCGAUAGUCCACCCCUUGAAGCCGAUCUUGCCGUAGACGCAUCCGCAGAAGCAGUAGCCGCUGCUCAGGCCAUAGCCUCGGCGAUGCCGGAACCAACUCAAAUCGCCACCGACGCUCGAGCGCUUGUCGAUUCCACACUCACGCUCUCUCGCAUGUUUCUCACUUCGUCUACGUUCCGCGCCGUCUUUUCCGACGUAUCAACAUUCCUCCGAGAGAGGCUUGGGGACGCGGCCGUAGCGGUAGGAAACGCGGCCCUGGACGUGGCAGGCGUAGCUGAAGCCGUGGAUGACGUCGCCAAGAAGGUGGAGCGCGUCGCGUCCGUCGUCGAAGACGUGGCCGAGGACGUGGUCAACAUUGCCCACGACGCGGAGGAGGAAGUGCGAGAGGCUGGGACAGGGCCAGAGGAUCUCCCGGUGAAAGCGAAGGAAAUGGAAGAAGCGGCCGGGGGUGCGCAGGCGAGGGCGGAUGACGUGCUGCAUAGAACGCGGGAUGAGGCGCGGCGGACUCGAGAGGAGCUUGCUGAGGAUGCGAGGAGGCUAGGGGAAGACUUGGGCACGAUGAAGGCGAAUGUUGAGACUGAGACCCAGGAGCGAUGGAGGGAUAUGAAGCAGGAAGCACCCGACCGCAUGAAAGAAGUAGUCAUCCAACGAAUACUGGAGGUACGCUACGUUCAAACGAACGUCUUUCUCGAUCUUACCCGAAGCGCCCAUGUCCAGACCCUGAUCCAAGUUCAGCGAGUUCCGAGUUAUCGCGCUGCUUUACAGACGAUCGUCGCUCUCUUUAGCGAAUAUGCGCAGAAAAUCUCCGCCCUCACAUCUGUAGUUGCCGACGUGCAGACUACAAACCCGUCCCCGGCAGAAACGGGGUUGAAAGGCACGGACCCUUUCGCCGAUCCACCGACGACGACGGCUCCUGAGUCUCAUACGGACCCCAAUCCACCUGUACCAUCCUCUUCGGCUCCGCCUGUAACCGUCAUCCCGAUCAUCUGGACAGACCCCCACCUCGAUGCCGCCUUGGCCGAUCUAAAGAUUAUCCUCGAGCGUCUUGCCUCUGGUCGCAGCCUGGACCGCCUCCUUUCUCUCGUGGAGCGCUUGACGAAAAGCAUCGCCACAACGCCAGCCGAGUUGAUCCAAGUCGACGAUGUGGCGAAUCCGUUCUCGCAGGCCCGGGACUGGUUCGCUGCCGCGCGACGGUAUGUCACCGCCGCCAUCGAUGAUCCCCAGUAUGCGGCUUCUCGGGUGGGCACCAGGACCGCUGAGGAACUGUACGACCGCGCCUCCGAUAUCCUCGCCAUCUCGCUGCAGGGCGAUACGGAGUUCGGUCGCACGCUGCGGGAACUCUGGUCCGAGCUGGACGCAUUCGCACACGCUAUAUCCUCUGACGCUGCCAUCGCGCGCCUGGUUCGCGCCCUGGGCUCGCUCUCGGUUCACCUCGCCGCUUUCAGCCCCACCGCGGAGGCAACACAUGCCGCCCUUCGCAUACGCAAGCAGGUUCAGCACGACCUGCUGGUGUGGGUGCUGCCGCGCCUCCUUCGUCUUCUCACGACAUUCCCGAUGCCUCGUGUCGAGUUCACUAGCCCAUCGUUGGACGCGGCCGUCGACGCGGUCAUGGUCACCGCGCGCAGCUUCGGCGCGUCGUUGAUCCCGGAUCGUGUCAAAGUCGAGAACUGGAGCGAAGUCGACCUCGACCUGGCCCAAUCCGUGUCGAAGGCCAAGAAUCGCGUCAGGCUGCACGUGGACGGCCUGCGCGUGUCGGCGAGGGACAUCGCGUACUAUGCGCGCUACAAAGGCCCCGCGAUCCUAGGAUACGAGGACGAAGGGUUGCUGAGCAUCGAUAUCGGGGGAAGCGGCCCGGACGCGGUUGGCGAAGGACUCCGAGCCUCCGUCGAUCUCGAGAUGGACGCCGACUGGGCCUCCAGCGAGCUGAUAAAUGAGAGCGAGGAAGCCGGACCGAGCCCGCUAUUCCACGUGAACGCCGUGAAGGUCGAUGUUCCCGGGAUGCACUUUGCGAUCGAUCGCAGCAAGCACUGGAUCAUCAACAAGGGCAUUCUGCAGCCGCUGGCCGGUCCCAUGGCGCGCUUCGCCGUUGGCUGGGUACUCCAAAGUCAGAUCAAGAACGCGCUCGAGGCUUUCGCCCGUGUCGGCGGCAGCGUGCAGAAGGACGCAGUCAGCGGCGCGUCGGAGGGACAACCCGGGAUUUGGGACUAUUGGCGAGCUCUGUCUGCCCAUUAUGCAGGAUCGUCGGCCUCGCAUCAGGACGAAGAGGAGGAUGAAACACAAGAACAGACGACGAGCUACACGACUGCGACGAUGAAGGGCAUCAUUCAUACCACUCAAUCCUUACCCAAGGAUGGCGCGUCGUCCUCGCAACCUUCGUCAGCUGCGGAAACCACCAUUGCAGUAGGCAUCGGCGCCCAAGUACUCCCCGGAAAGGGUGGCCCUCACGAUCACGACGCCCACGAGCCUGAUCCCGAGCCGGCGAGGCGCGUGCUUGACCAGGUAGAGAGCGAAGUCGUAGGCAAAGUGCAGAAGACGGAGGGGGUCGUGGAGAACACAAGACACGACAUCGAUGUGGCGCAGGCGCGGAAGCAAGUGAGAGAGCGUUUGGAGCGGAAGAGGAGUGGGUGGAGGAGCGCAGCGUUCGACAUUUGA
Molecule: messenger RNA, 3069 nt
Organism: Punctularia strigosozonata HHB-11173 SS5
Lineage: Eukaryota; Fungi; Basidiomycota; Agaricomycetes; Corticiales; Punctulariaceae
Exons: 3
Coding region: 1-3069 (1022 amino acids)
Source: RefSeq, a predicted model, not a curated record